AUGAUUUCCUCAUCAUCUCUCUUGGUUCUCGUCGUUCUUUUGGCUUGCUUCAUGGCCGCUCAGGCUCAAUGGGGAUACGGAGGCAUGCCAUACGGAGGAUACGGUGGAAUGGGAGGAUACGGUAUGGGAGGAUACGGAGGAUACGGAGGAUACGGACGCCGCAUGUGGGGACGUCCAUACGGAGGAUACGGAGGAAUGGGAGGAUACGGAUGGGGAAAAUAA
Messenger RNA from Caenorhabditis remanei, 222 nucleotides. RefSeq lists its product as uncharacterized. Lineage: Eukaryota; Metazoa; Nematoda; Chromadorea; Rhabditida; Rhabditidae. Bases 1 to 222 code for a protein of 73 amino acids. The transcript is spliced from 2 exons. The record is from RefSeq and is a predicted model, not a curated record.